Messenger RNA from Frieseomelitta varia, 5472 nucleotides. It is a transcript of the gene Vps50, whose product is annotated as syndetin. The coding region runs from base 343 to 3147 and encodes 934 amino acids. The transcript is spliced from 9 exons. Gene Ontology annotation, molecular function: SNARE binding. Gene Ontology annotation, cellular component: EARP complex. NCBI's taxonomy places the organism in Eukaryota, Metazoa, Arthropoda, Insecta, Hymenoptera, Apidae. The record is from RefSeq and is a predicted model, not a curated record. Gene Ontology annotation, biological process: endocytic recycling; retrograde transport, endosome to Golgi.
UGGGAGAAACAGACGACAAAUUGGGAGAAGAUAUCGGUUGCUUGUGAAGAUAGCAACAUUUGAAAGUCCAUGACUGAUACAAACCUGCAAUUCCCGCGGAAAAUCUUCAUACUGUAUAUAACCAGAAAAAAAGAUAUUGAUAUACGCGCGUAUGCGAUCAAGGCGUACGCAAUGUGCGAGCAAUAGAUCUGACGUAUGUACUUGUUUGUAAGAUGGGGUUAGCUGAAUAAUUAUCGAGAAAUGCAAAUGCCAAUUGCUUCGGUCGGACGGACGGAAACAGCGAGAUAUCGAGUAAACAGAUGAAAAUGUACUGGACGGAGUAUUGAGGGAAUUUCGAACAGUAUGGAGGAUCUAAAAUGCAAAUUUUUUGGCUUGAUCAACAAGCAGAACGCAGCGAAAAUCCCGUUGAUGGGUUUGCAUCCGGAUUUACUUAAUCCAGAAUCGCAGAAAUCGGAGGACGUGCAAUCAGAAGCUGAUCAGUCAACAGAGAGCGAACCUAUCCCUGAUCAAGAUAUAUUGGAAUCUAUAGAAGGAAUUUAUUUCAAGACGGACCAUAAUUUCGACGCUGGUAAACACGAGUUAGAGAAAUUGCCGAAGAUACUGCAAUCUAAGGAAAUUGAGAAAUGCUACAAGAAACUAAAGCAACAGCAUCAGGUCGUAUCGAAGAAAGUGCUGCAACUUAUCUUGCAGAAGCAGAAUGCCUGCAACGUGGAGUUCGACAAGAUUUUACUGAUACAAGAAGAAUUGCAAGACAUGUUGGAGAUAUGCAGAAUGGGGAGAGCGGAUUUGAAACUGGCUGAAAGGCAAUUUACCACGGCUAGUUUGGGAAUAUUGGCGAAUUAUAAGAAGAGACAGAUCAUAGAAGAAUUAUUGAAUAACUUGAAUACUAUAAAAACAUUGCAACGUACAGGGGACAGGUUACAAGAGUUGUUGAACGAAAAGAAUUAUCCCAGAGCAAUUUCGUUACUCUUAGAAUGUCAGAGUGCUGCGCAAACGUAUAAACACUUUCAUUGUAUUGCCGCUUUAAAUGGAAAGUUACAGGAUAUUUUGGAACAAGCGGAGGAAGCCCUAGACGUUACAUUGUCAAAGAUGUGCACACAAUUUGACGUAACAACGUACACAUCCAUUCAGGAAGCUUAUACUCUAUUAGGAAAAACUCAGUCCGCAAUGGAUCAAUUGCAUAUGCAUUUUACCGCUGCGAUUCACAACACUGCUUUCGCCGCUGUUCAUUCAUAUGCGGGUGGAGAUACUAAAAGACAAUAUAAACAACUUUGUCAGUCAGUUCCCCGUGAAAGUUGCGUUACUUGUCUAACAGAAUUGUGUAAAUCGUUGUGGACAAUAUUAAGCUCUUAUUAUUUGGUAGUAAACUGGCAUAAUACCCAAGAAAACAAAGUUAAGUUCAAAGCCGAUGUGAAAGAUCUGGAGGAAACUUUCAGCAAGCAAUACGUAAAGCAUAAAUUAGAGAAUAGUAUGAUACGUGUAUGGCAUGACGUUGAAAUGAAGAUAUCCAUAUUUUUAAUGAAUGCUGAUCUAACUUAUAUUAAAUUCGAACAGUUUGUUCAAGUUUUAGGUAUAGUUAACAGAUUAAUGGAAAUUGGAGAGGAGUUGUGUGGCUUUAAGUCAGAAAAUCUACAAGAAUCUAUAAGGAAACAAUCGUUAUUGUAUUUCUCUCAUUAUCACGCGUCAAGAUUAGACGAACUCAGAAUAUUUUUGGAGAACGACGGCUGGGAAUUGUGCCCUGUUAAAUCUAACUUCGUGGCAACUCAAUUGCAAGAAUUCAAGAGUUUAAAGCCAUCGCUGAACAAUUGCAAAGUGUGGAAUAAUUUUGAUAACUCUAACCUCGGUGAAAACGAUAGCCCCAUUAGUGUAGAGUGGAUUCAAAAGUAUUUAGAGGGGAGUGCGUCUCCGUUCUCUAUAGGUUUAGACGACACCAUGGACGAAGAUAUUUUGAUAAGUAAUGAUGAUAAUCCUCCAGCUUAUUUUUCUGAUGAAUCGGACGACGACAUCCCUGAUGAAUUGAAACACGAGUACGUUGACGAUUCGGAUCAUAUCAAAACGAAUAAAAAGAAGUGUAAAUUAAAGCAAUCAGGACCCAUGGUUACAAACACAACGCUAAGUAUAUUGCGUGUUUGUGGAAAGUAUCUACAGAUGUCUAGAUUGUUACGAUCAAUCGCGGUUACAGUUAUACAAAGUAUGAUACAGUUUUACGAGUUAUGUUUUUAUACGGUACAUUUGUUCUUCACGUCAGAUUUGCAAAUAAACAGCGAUUCCUUAUACAGUCCAAAACUGAAACUAUCUCUGGCAAGAAUCAAGGAGAACUUGAUCAUGUGCGAGAACGAUACAGAGGAUAAUAUUAAGUUAAAUUCCGAUAAAGUACGACAGCCACAGCUCUCUUCCAUUGUAAAUUUAUCACAGCCGGAAAAACUUCAUGGUUUAACCGAACGUAUCGUAGGAGUGGAAUCUUUGAUAUUUUUAGGUCGGCAAUACGAAAAUUUAAAACCGUACUUGGAACAUCUGAUCGGCGCCAGCCCGCAACGCGGUUUUCUUCAUCAAUUUUAUAUGCAAACGAUAGCGUCGACCGUAGACUUGAGGAAACCGGUAUACAUGGCCGUUGCGUCGCAAGCAUUCGACGUUGCAAAUAUAUUAAAUUUAAUGAACAAAGUUAAUUGGGAAGUGACCGAUGUCAUGUCUCAACAUAGUGGAUAUAUCGAUGCAUUGCUUCAGGAAAUAUGUAUUCUAAACGAAAGAUUGAAGAACAUUGGAAGUUGUCUCUCUUUAGCAAAUGACGUAUAUAACGCUGUUUGGGAGAAUGUGGCACAUCUAAUAACUCAUACAUUGGUAGAGGGAUUUUCCAAUACUAAAAAAUGUUCAAACGGAGGUAGAGCACUGAUGCAACUCGACUUCACACAAUUAAAGUCGAAGUUCGAAGCGUUGACUUCUUUGAGGCCAAUGCCUCACAGAGAAUACGUUGAGUUAUAUAUUAAAGCUUACUAUCUUCCAGAAAAUAGUUUAGAAGAGUGGAUAAGGGAACACAAGGAAUAUUCUGUCAAACAUUUAAUUGGUUUAGUUUCUUCGGCUUGUCAAAAUAAUAAGAAAACUCGGCAGCGUUUAAUUGCAUUCGUAGAAGAACAACGACCUAGUAGAUAGCAUAGGGCUAUACACUAUAAUACAUCUCAAGAUUAUAUCGAAAUAGGAAUUGCAUAAAAAAAAAAAGGAUGUUUAGAAACAAUUUAGAAAAAGAUGUAUUUUCUUCGUGUACAUACUCGGGGACUUUUACUAUAUCACUAAAGUAAGCAAGCCCACAUUUUUUCAUGACAUUUUCAUUUAUUCAGUGCACGUGUUAAAUCCAUUGAUAUGAACUUUUUAAAAACACAUGUUCGCAAACAUGUUUGUAAAAUUGAAGCAGUAUGUGAUAAAGUACGAAAUACUUUACUUACUUUUAUUGACGGUGAUGUACGUCAAUAAAGUAUAAGUAAUAUCGGUUCAAAGGAAUCUCAUAUCGGAAUUUAUAAUUUUAAUUCGAAUUCGUAGAGUAUUGUUAUUACAAAUAAUAAUUACAAACUUUUCACAUUGUAUCAAUAAUAUAUAUAUAUAUAUAUAAAGUUCAUCAUUCAGAUCUAUUACAGCGUUAGCAAGUAUUCUGAAUAAAAAGUAUCUACACUUUGAAUCUCGAAGAAAGAAUCUAACUCGUUACUGAAUCUGUUGAUAAAAGAAUUUCUGCUCGAUACGAGCUUUAUCUCAUUCAGUCACUAUAAAACAAAUAAGAUGUAAAUAAUUUUAUUUCAUAUUCGUUUUAUUUUCAUAGCUUUUUUUAUGAUAUAUAUAAUGCAACAUUUUUAAAACAUAUAUAUAUUAUUCCACAUGAAAAUUAUGAUCUUCAUAAAAUUGUGUUUUAAUAUUUUGCACACGACAUUAUGGACGCAGUCCAUUAUCCAAAAUAUUAAUUAAUUUGUUAUAAUAAUUAAUAAAUAAUUGAAUAAUUACUUUUUAUUUUCGAAAUUAAGUGCAGUUACAACUGUACUAUUCAAAAAUAUGAUAUUUUACAUUUUGAAAAAAUGCUCUUGUAAUUUAAAGGUGUCUUUAUUAUACAAAUAAUAAUAAUUAUUAUAAUAAUAAUAUACAAGUACAUUUUUUUCUGGAUUCAUCGGUUUCCAAUUUUGUAAAAAUUAUUGUUAUUUAUCUAUAUAGAAUUCAUUGUAGGAUUACGCUUAUCAUAUAUUUAUAUCGUUUAUACUUGUACUAAAAACCAAGAAAUUCUAUUGCACCUCUGACUUUUUUAUUCGUAUUUUAACGUUCAGCCUCAUUUCGAGGAACGUAUUACUUUUCGUUUUCGCUUAUUAACAUAUAAAUGAUUUAAAGAUUCAUGUAGAAUUGUUAAAUUACUUACACGACGUAAACUGCAUUUUCGCGUGACCAUUUCAAAAAAUAAAAAGAUAACUAGAAUAUUUUUUUACCAAAUGCAUAACACGACAAUAUGAUUAGAAAAAAAAAAAAAAAAAAAAAAAAAAAAAAAAAAAUGAUCCGUUUUAUCAAACAAAUCUGUAAUUAUGAGAUUGAUAAAAAAAAUGUUGGUGCACUGAGAAUUCUCUGGCUAAUAGUAUAAUGAUUCAGCGUUUCCCAAUUUUUUUUUUUUUUCUUUUUGUUUUCCUGGAUCGUGUUUGUUGAGUAAAAUUUGUCAUUGGUAAAAAGACAGUCGUGCUCUCUAAUCUAUCUGUCCUCUCAUGUGUAAGGGAUUGAAUCACGUGAUUGAAUUACGGCCUUGUCACAUGUGUGUGUAUAUAUUUUUUCAAACUUUUACAAAAUCCACGAAGAAAGAACACGAUCCACGGAUUGGUAAACGUUAAGAAACGCUGACAAACUGUAUCGAAGUAACCAAUUUCUUCCUUACUCCAAAGCGUUUUAUAUUGAGCCCUGCAUUCUGAAUGGCCCCUGUUGAAACAAAUUGUUGGAAAAUGUAGCUGAUACGCAUUGCUAAAAGUGUGAACUAAACAAAUAAAAAUAUAAUAUCGAAUGCUUACUUUGACAAUAAUAAGUCUACUUAACACUGCUAUUUGUUAAUAGCGUGUUAAAAAAAGAAAAAAAAAGAAAGAAAAAGAAAAACGUACGCCAUAAUUAAUUAUACGCAUACGCUUCGUUUCUUUUUUUUUUUUUUUUUAAUUUUUUUUUCUUUUUUUUUUAAGUUUAAAAUUAGUAUCGUCACUAUAAAUGCUUUUUUUAUCUCACAAAUGAACGAAGAAUGAAUAAAUACAUUACUGCUAAGUGAAACUCGCCUUAUUAUUAAAAAAAAAAUUAAAAAAAAAAUCACUAAAAAUAUCUGCUUCGAGCCGUGUAUAUAUAUUUAGGAUUCAUUUCGUUUCAAGCUUUGGACAUUUUACUAAUGAAACACGUACCCUAUGAUCAAUGAAAACUUGAACUUCAAUUCAACAGCGUGUAAGUGUGUAAUUCGUUCAAAUAAAGUUUAUUGCCAAAAUA